CCCAUGGAGCAGGCAUCCACCAUGGCUGAGCCCCGGGUUCCUGUAGACCAUGGAGUCCAGAUUCGCUUCAUCACAGAGCCAGUGGGUGGUGCAGAGAUGGGCACCCUCCGUCGUGGGGGGCGACGCCCAGCCAAGGACUCAAGAGCCAAUACGUAUGGGGUUGCUGUGCGUGUACAGGGCAUUGCCGGGCAACCUUUUGUAGUGCUCAACAGUGGGGAGAAAGGUGGCGACUCCUUUGGGGUCCAAAUCAAGGGGUCCAACAACCGAGGGGCCCCAGGUGCUCUGAGCUCUGAUUCAGAACUCCCUGAGAACCCCUACGCUCAGGUCAAAGGAUAUCCUGCCCCCUCGCAGGGUAGCACAUCUGAUGAGGAGGCUGGGGCUGGCUGGAAUGGAAGGUUACUCCGGUCCCAGUCCCAGGCCUCCCUGGCAGGCCCUGCCCCUAUGGGUCCCAGCAAUAGGAGCACCAGUUUGCUUGAGCUAGCCCCACAAGAGGCUUUCCCAGGUAGCACCAUUGACACUGCUCCCCUGUCUUCGGUGGACUCACUGAUCAGCAAAUUUGACAGUCAACUUGGGGGCCGGGGCCGGACUGGCCGCCGAACAAGGACACUGCCCCCUGAACAGCACAAGCGGAGCAAGAGCCUGGACAGCCGACUCCCACGGGACACCUUGGAGGAACGGGAGCGCCAGUCCCCCAACCACUGGACCCCUAGCACAAAAUCUGACAACCAUGUUGGCAGCUCAAAACAGCCCACCCAGAGCCAGAGGUCUAUCAGUGGCUUUAGCCAUUCCCGUCAGACCCAGGACUGGGUCCUUCAGAGUUUUGAGGAGCCACGGGGGAGAGCACAGGACCCCACCAUGCUGCAGUUCAAAUCAACUCCAGACCUUCUUCGAGACCAGCAGGAGGCAGCUCCACCAGGCAGUGUGGACCAUGUAAAGGCCACCAUCUAUGGAAUCCUGAGGGAGGGAAGUUCAGAAAGUGAAGUGUCUGUGAGAAGGAAGGUUAGUUUGGUGCUGGAGCAGAUGCAGCCUCUGGUGAUGGUUUCUCCUGGUUCUACUAAGGUUCUGGCAGGGCAGGGUGAACUCACCCGAAAAGUGGAGGAGCUACAGCAAAAGCUGGAUGAAGAGGUGAAGAAGCGGCAAAAACUGGAGCCAUCCUGGGUUGGGUUGGAGCGGCAGCUGGAGGAGAAGGCAGAAGAGUGUAGCCGAUUGCAGGAGCUGCUGGAGAGAAGAAAAGGGGAAGCCCAGCAGAGCAACAAGGAGCUACAGAACAUGAAAAUCCUCCUGGACCAGGGUGAAAAGUUACGACAUGGGUUGGAGACCCAGGUGAUGGAGCUGCAGAACAAGCUGAAACAGGUUCAGGGUCCUGAGCCUGCCAAGGAGGUAUUACUGAAGGACCUGUUAGAGGCACGGGAGCUUCUGGAGGAGGUCUUGGAGGGUAAACAGCGAAUAGAGGAGCAACUCAGGCUGCGAGAGCGGGAGUUGACAGCCCUGAAGGGGGCCCUGAAGGAAGAGGUGGCUUCCCGUGACCAGGAGGUGGAGCAUGUCCGGCAGCAGUACCACCGAGACACAGAGCAGCUUCGCCGGAGCAUGCAAGAUGCAACCCAGGACCAUGCAGCGUUGGAGGCUGAGAGGCAGAAGAUGUCAUCCCUGGUGCGGGAGCUGCAGAAGGAGUUGGAGGAGACCUCAGAGGAGACAGGGCAUUGGCAGAGCAUGUUCCAGAAGAAUAAGGAGGAACUUAGAGCCACCAAGCAGGAACUGCUGCAGCUGCGGAUGGAGAAGGAAGAAAUGGAAGAGGAGCUUGGGGAGAAGAUAGAGGCCUUGCGGAGGGAAUUAGAGCAGGCCCGAGUUGGUGUUGGAGAUACUCGCCAGGUUGAGGAGCUCAAGAAGGAACUGCGCAGGACACAGGAGGAGCUUAAGGAGCUGCUAACAGAGCGGCAGAGCCAGGAGGUGGCUGGGCGACAUCGGGACCGGGAGUUGGAGAAGCAGCUGGCAGUCCUGAGGGUCGAGGCAGAUCGAGGCCGGGAACUGGAACAACAGAACCUCCAGCUACAAGAGACCCUCCAGCACCUGAGACAGGACUGUGAAGAGGCUUCCAAGGCCAAGGUGGCGGCCGAGGCGGAGGCGGCAGUGGUGGGGCAGCGGCGAGCAGCCGUGGAGAGCACGCUUCGGGAGACCCAGGAGGAGAAUGACGAAUUCCGCCGGCGCAUCUUGGGUCUGGAGCAGCAGCUGAAGGAGGCGCGAGGCCUGGCGGAGGGUGGGGAAGCGGUGGAGGCACGACUUCGGGACAAGGUGCAGCGGCUGGAGGCAGAGAAACAGCGGCUGGAGGAAGCCCUGAAUGUGGCUCAGGAAGAGGAGGGCAGCUUGGCAGCCGCCAAGCGGGCACUGGAAGCCCGGCUAGAGGAGUCUCAGCGGGGGCUGGCCCGCCUGGGGCAGGAGCGGCGGGCCCUGAACCGGGCCCUAGAGGAGGAGGGGAAGCAGCGGGAGGUUCUCCGGCGGGGCAAGGCUGAGCUGGAGGAGCAGAAGCGAUUGCUGGACAGGACUGUGGACCGGCUGAACAAAGAGCUGGAGCAGAUUGGGGAGGACUCUAAGCAAGCCCUACAGCACCUCCAGGCCCAGCUUGAGGAUUACAAGGAAAAGUCUCGGCGGGAGGUGGCAGAAGCCCAGCGCCAGGCCAAGGAUUGGGCCAGUGAGGCUGAGAAGACCUCUGGGGGAUUGAGCCAUCUUCAGGAUGAGAUCCAGAGGUUGCGUCAGGCCCUGCAGGCAUCCCAGGCUGAGCGAGACACAGCCCGGCUGGACAAAGAGCUGCUGGCCCAGCGACUGCAGGGGCUGGAGCAAGAGGCAGAGAACAAGAAGCGCUCCCAGGAUGACAGGGCCCGGCAACUGAAGGGCCUUGAGGAAAAAGUCUCACGGCUUGAGGCAGAGUUAGAUGAGGAGAAGAACACCGUGGAGCUGCUAACGGACCGGGUGAAUCGUGGCCGGGACCAGGUGGAUCAGCUGAGGACAGAGCUCAUGCAGGAGAGAUCAGCUCGGCAAGACUUGGAGUGUGACAAAAUCUCCUUGGAGAGACAGAACAAAGACUUGAAGACCCGGUUGGCCAGCUCAGAAGGCUUCCAGAAGCCCAAUGCCAGCCUCUCUCAGCUUGAGUCCCAGAAUCAGUUGUUGCAGGAGCAGCUACAGGCUGAAGAGAGGGAGAAGACAGUUCUGCAGUCCACCAACCGAAAACUGGAGCGGAGAGUUAAAGAGCUGUCCAUCCAGAUUGAUGAUGAGCGGCAGCAUGUCAAUGACCAGAAAGACCAGCUAAGCCUGAGGGUGAAGGCUUUGAAGCGGCAGGUGGAUGAAGCAGAAGAGGAAAUUGAGCGACUGGAUGGCCUGAGGAAGAAGGCCCAGCGUGAGCUGGAGGAGCAGCAUGAGGUCAAUGAACAGCUCCAGGCCCGGAUCAAAUCCCUGGAGAAGGACUCCUGGCGCAAAGCUGCCCGCUCAGCUACUGAAUCAACUCUCAAACACGAAGGGCUGAGCUCAGAUGAGGAAUUUGACAGUGUCUACGAUCCCUCAUCCAUCGCAUCAUUGCUUACAGAGAGCAACCUUCAGACCUGUUCCUGUUAGUCUGUUGUCCUCCAGGGUCCCGAAACCAGACUCAAGACCUAUCCCAGAGAGCCCUGCUCUGCCUGCCUGCCUCAGAUUGCUCAUUCCUAUGCGUGACCAAUUAUUCAGGCCUAAGACAGGGAGGGGUCUGAGUGAUGAUGAUAAAAAAGACAACAGUAAUAAGCUUAUGGUUGGACUUUCCCUUUCCAUUGGAGGAGUGUAUAUUUUAGGCCAACCGAGCCCUUAAGUGCCAACCCUUCUCUCAUCUCCCUCAUAUUGGAAGGAUGGUCAGCAUAUGGGCUGAGAGGGACUGAGCAGAAUAGGAAGGGAUAGAAAUUGCCAUGUGUAUAAAGCUUUAUUUCUUUAGCCCUUACCCCUAAGGCUCAGGGAAAUACCCUAUGCUGUUCUGCUGCCUGGAUUCCUGCAACCCAUUUUCCUCCCACUCUGCAACAGGGUAAGGGGAACAUUAUGGAUAAUGGCGUGGCUCUCCUCACCUCUCAGAUGCUCUUUGCACAGUUGUGGGGGUCAUGUGGCCGUCCCCACACCCCUAUUUUUGUCUUCUCCAAGCCAGCAGGUCCAAGGGAUACUUUAUUCUCUCCCUUUCCAUCUUUACGAUUCCUACCUUGCAUCUUUCCUCUCAGUGCCUUAGCCAGGGUGAGGAGAUAAGGAUGCUCUUCUUGCCUUUUAUAUCUACACAUUCAUACCUCUCUGAAGACCAGCCUUCCCCCUACUGGGGCCCUCAGCCCUCCCUGCCCCAGUGACUGGUCGAGAGAGCUACUGGCCUCUCCGUCAGUGAGCCCCUGGGAGAUUGUCUUUGGUAGGGCUAUGAUAAGUUUAAGGUGGUAGGGGCCUGGUUCUGCUCAGGGUUUCCCUUCUUCCUCCUCUCCCUUCUCUGAGACUGUGGAUAUGGUUAUAAGAUGGUCGUACCUGGGAACCCUGACUACUGUUUAUUCAAGUUCGAAAAGUAAAGGUCUUAGUCCCUCUGGCCUUCCUUGUGGCUUCUUUGACCAGAUGUGCCCAGCCUCAAUAGUGAACCAAGAGAUCCUCAUUUUCUCAGGAGCUUGACCCUAACUCAGGGCUUCACCUGGGGCUAGAAGCUGACUUUUGGUAGAAAUGGGAAGAGGCAAUGGAGAAUUUAUUCCUCCUUUGGAUUUUGGGGAAAGCCAAGCCCUGGUGGGGAGGUGGUAAGGGGAAUGAUUCACCUCUCUUAUUUCCUAAGCAGGUUCUGGAUGGAGCCUGCAGGAGGAAGAAGGCUGUUCUCACCAAUGACUUGUAAUUUCAUGAUCUUAAAAAAAAUUCCUAAAUUGUUCUGCAGAUCAGACAUUCUCUCCCAAUCCAGCCCAGCCUUGGUUUUAUUUUAAAUUAAAUAUUAAAAUUAUAUAUCUAUACUGAAA
This is a messenger RNA of Galeopterus variegatus (Sunda flying lemur), 4976 nucleotides long. RefSeq names its product cingulin (gene CGN). NCBI's taxonomy places the organism in Eukaryota, Metazoa, Chordata, Mammalia, Dermoptera, Cynocephalidae. The coding region runs from base 4 to 3603 and encodes 1199 amino acids. The transcript is spliced from 20 exons. Gene Ontology annotation, cellular component: myosin complex. The record is from RefSeq and is a predicted model, not a curated record.